AUGAUACCGUUUAUUGUCCUUUUCUUUUUGCUACGAAGCGCUUUUGCAGUGUUCGUCCCUUGGCUCGAUAAUGACCCUUUUACCGUGAAUGACGUGCAAACCUACAAAAUGGGGUUUGGUCUUCCACCAGUGCUACCUCCUGACGCCAUCACCGAUGAAACGAGAAGUUUACCGUACGAAGGAUACAUACCCGACUAUGUCAUAGACAGCAGUCCUUUGGUUCAUCUCUACAGCGAGGAGCUGUAUUAUCCAGCUGACAUCUCUGAUUUUAUCAAGCACUUUAAUAUUCGGACCAACAAUAACUCGAUCUUGAAAGAAGCCCCGUUAGGACUUCACGAUUUAGCGUCCAUGAUACCAGCUUCAGCGGAAAAAAACGAUUCUGUCUUGAGCGAGGAUACGUUUUUAACCGCGCUGGAUGACUUUGAUAAAGACCCGCGCUGGCUGUUAGGCCACAAACCAGAUUACGGCUCUGGCCAUAUCAAAGACGCACCUGCAGUGCUAAUCGUGGUAGACAAAGGCAAUGGCUGGGUAGACGCGUAUUGGUUUUACUUCUAUUCUUUCAACUUGGGCGCAUUUAUUAUGGGCUACGGACCCUGGGGCAAUCAUGUUGGCGAUUGGGAGCACUCUCUGGUGCGUUUCUACGAGGGAAAACCGCAGUACCUUUGGAUGAGCGCUCAUGGGGGUGGAGGCUGCUACCAAUAUGACGCCAUCGAAAAGAAAACGCAUGUGCGCUACGGCGACACAGAGCCCACGUCAAAAAUAUUAGAAAGGCCACUCAUUUUCAGCGCCCGGGGCACUCACGCCAAUUAUGCCUCUGUCGGCCAGCACGCUCACGACGUGCCGUUUUUUUUUAGUGCCCUGAGCGACUUUACCGAUCGUGGUCCGCUUUGGGAUCCUUCGCUUAACUAUUUGGCUUACACUUAUAACGGCACGGUCGCUACACCUGCGACAGACCGUGAAAGAGCGCUGGGCAGCGAAUGGCUUGAUUACUUAGGGCAUUGGGGCGAUAAACAACUAGCCAGAAAGGACCCACGGCAGAAAUGGUGUCCUGUGCAAUGGCGUUACAUCGAUGGACCCAGGGGGCCCUUGAGCAAAAACCUAGAUCGAACCGGUCUUUGCCAGCGAAGCAAAUGGUGGAAUUUCUGGGGUGGGUGUCCUGCGAGAAGGAGUAUCAAGCGGGGACAAGGACUGGAUGCUGAACACAACGACCUUGUUGGCGACAAUUGUGGAAUUUUACUUUACAGAAUCCGGCCCAAAUGGUUAAGGUCUCUGGUAAGACUGGUUAUGUGGCGCGGAGUGACCUGUUUUAUGAUGGAUUACUUUACAGGGUAA
Molecule: messenger RNA, 1332 nt
Organism: Lachancea meyersii CBS 8951
Lineage: Eukaryota; Fungi; Ascomycota; Saccharomycetes; Saccharomycetales; Saccharomycetaceae
Source: the annotation of a GenBank genome assembly